CAUUGACAUUUGUUUGACGCUAUCUUAAACAGUUUGAGGUUAUUUUGGUAGACUGAGUUUAUUUAUUUUUAUAAUUAAAUUGUUUUUGUUUUCUUUCCCACGUUCACUUAAUUUCUAAUAUAAUGCCACCAAGCAUCCCUGAUAGAUGGAUACCAUACAAAGCAUGUGGAAAUGUCAUCGACGGUACCAGAAUAAUAUGUUUUAAGGUGCCAUUACGGAAGGGAGUUCAAAUUGGAAAUCCAGAAAUAACUGAAAUAUGGGAUAUUCCAGCGUUGUUACAAGCUGUGCCUAAUUUGGGAGGGGUGAUUGACCUCACUAAUACAAACCGCUAUUACAAUCCAAGGGAGCUACAGGCUGCAGGCGUGCUGCACAAAAAGAUUCUAAUGCCGGGCCGCAUCAUACCGCCUGAAGACAAAGUGCAAGAAUUUAUGGACACCGUUGACGAGUUCCUGGGAAAAAAUCGCGAUUUCCUGGUCGGCGUGCACUGCACGCACGGACUUAACCGCACGGGCUAUAUGGUGUGCCGGUACAUGCGAGAUCGCCUCCAUAUUCCCGCUAAAACUGUUAUCAAGAGAUUUGAAAUAGCUCGAGGGUAUCAAAUAGAAAGAGACAACUAUAUAGCAGAUCUUUUAGGAAAAUCACCUCCUGAGCCGGAUUUAGGAAAAGAUACAAUAAUUAAACCACAAAAUGACAGGAAAAAUAGUAUGUCUUACCAAUCCCCAUUAGGAGAAUAUGAUUAUGGAGAGACUAGUAAUAGCAGGUAUGAGUCAAGAUACAGACGGAGUAGAAAAGGCAGAGGGGACGAGAGGCACGAUCCAUAUAGACGUGAUUCUGGUGGGUCGUAUGAUUACAAAUACGACUAUUAAUUUGUUGUACAUUGUGCUGUUGAAAAGUGCGGUGUUUGAGAAUUAGAAAAUUGUUACUGUAAAGUAUUUCCCAAAUGUUUUUUCCACUCGUUUUGUUUCCAUUUGUACAUUGAUUCAAUACUUCAUAAUCUAAAAAUAUACGAGUGUACUUAAAACUAGAAAUAAUUGUUUGCUCAAAAACAUUAAGAUAAAUUUGUUAAACAUUCUAAAGAUCAAUUUUAUGAUUAUCAUUUGAUGUACAUUUGAAAUUAUUUUUCGUUUUCGUACAUUUAUUAUGAAACUUUAUGAAGUACGAAUUAAAUGUUUCACAAGUAACCAUAGAACAGACCGGGGUUAUUAUAAUACUGUAUUUUUGACUAUUCAUGUUUCCGUUACUUUCUAUACUCAAUCGUGUAUCAAAAAUGUUUUGCAUUCUUCGUAAUGUAAAAUUUUACGAACAUUUACUAUAUACAAAUUUAUUAUAAUGUAUUUCUGGUGUCUAAAUUAUUGAGAAAAAUAUUUAGUUUAUCUCAUACACUAAUAAAUUCAAUAACUAUUGUUUUGCAUAAUAUAAAUUACUGUCAUGACUUUAAUGUAUUAAUUUUUUUUAUAAAAAUAUAGCAUAUCUUAAAUUUA
Molecule: messenger RNA, 1481 nt
Organism: Plodia interpunctella (Indianmeal moth)
Lineage: Eukaryota; Metazoa; Arthropoda; Insecta; Lepidoptera; Pyralidae
Gene: Ptp-h
Exons: 8
Coding region: 123-866 (247 amino acids)
Biological process (GO): dephosphorylation
Molecular function (GO): polynucleotide 5'-phosphatase activity; protein tyrosine/serine/threonine phosphatase activity
Source: RefSeq, a predicted model, not a curated record